Folsomia candida is the source of this 2734-nucleotide messenger RNA. Its product is annotated as protein angel homolog 2. Gene Ontology annotation, molecular function: 3'-5'-RNA exonuclease activity. Lineage: Eukaryota; Metazoa; Arthropoda; Collembola; Entomobryomorpha; Isotomidae. The transcript has 7 exons. The record is from RefSeq and is a predicted model, not a curated record. Bases 82 to 2322 code for a protein of 746 amino acids.
CACAAUGCGAGCUGGCAAUUGCUCACGUCAGCUGGUUUCCUCGGUGUCUGUGCAUUGUUGUUCGCACGUGAGAAGUUUUAGAUGCAACAAACCCGAUUUUUCUGUGCCCCUUAUUUUUGCAACCUUGCAGCCCUUCACAACAACCCCCUCACAUUAUUUUUAUGGGUGAGGACGGCGUCUAACCAUCAGACUCCCAUGGGCAAGACGUCCACCAAUCGCGCCCCUCCUGACACACAACGAGGGGCACGGACGUUGCUAAAUCUGACGAAAGAAUCUCAUAGAUUUAAAAGCCGACAUACCACUUCGACUUUGGCCACCAGCAGUAGAAGAGGCAGUAAUCAUCAAUUAAGGGGAGAACGAAGAGCUCAAAUUAUGUCGUCAGCCGAUAAUCUACAAAAUAAUCCGGCAGGUACAGUUUCACCCUCGCAUGAUUGGGGAAUGUAUAGAAGAAGUUCAUACAACCAGCAGUCUAGUCUGCAAUCGAGAAAUUGGAAUAGUUACAAUUUUCGUCAGGAAACUGAACCUUGGCCAUCUAACCAUCAACCACGUUUUGUACCACCACCUCGACAAACUCAAGUGAGAGGGAACUAUGCAAGGACUCCUAGUCGUGAUAUGCAACAAAACAAUACGUUCCUUCAAGGGGGUGGUUAUUAUCCUCCUCCUUCAAUCUCGAACACAUUCCAACGAGCUGCUUACCACUAUCAGUUUGGAUACGCAAACAACCAGGCUUAUGGCAGUUAUGGCUUUAAUCAUCAGCAGCAGCAGCAGCAGUACAAUCCUCAGCGACACUACUUUCAAGCGCAACAAAUCCCAUCACAAAAUUAUGGACUCUUUCAAUCUCGUAAUUGGGAAAAUGGAAGCGCUGGUGAUGAUCGACGUUAUUCAACUUUUAGUCAGGGAAGAAUUUUAUCCACAAAUGUCUUUCAAAGAGAAUGGGAAGAAAUACAAAGUGCCAACUCCUUUGCAACAACGCAGUCAGUCUUGGGUACCGAUAAAAGUGUGAAAAUAUCUGUGAUGUGCUACAAUGUGUUGGCUCCAACACUCCAAAAAGAGCACGGGUACCUGUAUAAGGAGUGUGACCCGGAAGCUGUGAAAUGGUCCUACCGGAGGCGUUGUUUUCACAAAGAACUGGAAUUAUAUCGGCCAGACGUUGUUUGCUUGCAAGAAGUUGAAGCAGAUUUGAUUCAGGAUUACAAUCACUUUUUCCAACAAUUGGGCUACAAAGGUCUCUUUAAGAAAAGGACGGGAGAUAAAUGUGAUGGCUGUGCUAUUUACUUUUGCGACAGCAAGUUUAACCUGGUGGAUUCAAUUUCUGUUGAAUAUUUGCAAAAGUCUGUGCCAUUAUUGAAUAGGGACAAUAUUGGGCUUGUGGCAAAAUUGGAAACAAAAUGUGAUUUGCGACACAAGUUUGUAGUUGCAACCACUCAUCUACUAUUCAAUUUACACCGCACUGACGUAAAAAUAGCACAGGGGACGUUGCUCUUGGCAGAAUUGGAUAGAAUUGCUUGUUACGGUAUCGAUGAAAAUGGGUCACCACUCUACUAUCCCACAAUAGUCACUGGAGACUUUAACUCUGAGCCCUCUUUCGCCGUGCCUCAGUUGAUGACAGGAGGACAAAUUAAUUUGGAUAAAACAUUUUUGAAUUCUAGAUCUAAAGGUGCUAAAUUUGGCAGCAGCCGCAACAAUGAAUUCCUUGCACAGUUGGGUAUCACACAACGGUGUCAACACUAUGAACUAGUUCAACAAAGAGGCCAAAUAAAACCAGAUAUGGAGUUACAUACGAGUGACUCUGCGCCUUGCAUUAAUCUCUCCAAGUCGACCCAUUGCGGGCACGAUGAGAACUUUGCAGAAAUAUUUUACAGUAAUACUAAUUCAAGCUCAAGAAGCUCCAAUCGACAGUCAUCAUCGUCUUCUAUCAGGAAUGCGAAACCACUGCCAGUAUUGCACCGUAUAGAGCCAAAUAAUUCAACUGUUGCAGAUAUUAAUAAUCUGCAGUCCGAGGAGAACCAAGGUGAGCUAGUGACCCAUGCCUUUGGCUUCAACGACGUUUAUGGGUUUGCUACAAAUGACGAGGAUCUGAAUACGUAUGUAACCACUAAGCAAAGCAAGUGGGUACGGGUGGAUUACAUAUACUACAGUACAACCAACCAAAGAUGUGUCAAUGCAAAUGGCACACGUGAAGAAGGAUCUUUAAAAUUGCUCCGGCGACUUAAACUGCCGACAAGUGCAGAAUGCAAGAAAUCGGGUAAAAUUCCCCAGGAAGGAGCAUCUUCCGACCACUAUCCACUUCUUGCAGAAUUUUUACUGACGCCCCUAACAUAGUUCAUCAUUCGAAAAUCUAACUACUAUAUUCAAUCUAGUAGAUUGACUAAUUAAGUUUCGACUGAAGACAAUGAGCUAGCAAUAUACAAAUGAAAUGUGUUCAAUAGUACAUACAAGUAUGUACUUUAUACGUACUUGUUUUGGACUGCAAAAAAGCAUGUGAUCGAUUAUCCUUCCAUGUUAAUACAACAUGGGACAUAUAAGUCACACCAGGGCAAGGUAUGGGUCAAAACUCUCCGAAAAUCGAUCACCUGCUUUAAUGUACGGUCCCUUUCUAAUUUCUGAUUAUUAUAUUUUGGUUAUUCUGUUUUCGGAUGUAGUGCUACAUACUACUUUAAUAUUUGAUACAAUUUUGAUACAGAUACCAAACAAAACAAUGAGUAAAAUAAAAACGCCAAUGAGAAAUCAAAGA